CCUUGAUGGCUUUGAGUAGCCUAAAAUUCGAGGGUUAAUAAUUGUUCAUGUCAUGUGAUUGGAUGCGCUAGGGUUUUUCUCGCUUCCCAACCCACAUUCUGCAAAUUCGACUUGACUUGGGACUUCGAAAUUUAGAUUUCCACGACAACAACGACAAUCGAAGAACCUCAGCAACCAGUAAGUCAUAAUCAUACGGUCAUAAAAAUGUCUACGAAUAGUUACUGAUUUCAUUUGCGAUUCUAGUGCAGAUGUAAGAGACCCCACGAUAUUACACUCAUUACUUUCCGUAUGAUCAUGCGAUUCGGAAAUCGAUAGAUCGCUUGCGACGUUUAAAAUGCGAAUUGGAGGGCAGCACUGAUGAUAUAAUAAUAGCUUCGUCAAGACCCUUACGGGCAAGACCAUCACCCUUGAGGUCGAGUCCUCUGACACUAUCGACAAUGUUAAGGCCAAGAUCCAAGACAAGGAGGGAAUUCCUCCCGAUCAACAACGUUUGAUCUUCGCUGGAAAGCAACUUGAGGACGGACGUACUCUUUCAGACUACAACAUCCAAAAGGUACGAAUAUUUCACACUCCGGACCGAAUCGAGAAGUUUGGAUAGAUUUAUGGGGAUCUUUAUCGCGAACAGAUGGUUAUAUGAGAGGAGUUGUGGGAUGAGAGUUUGGGGCCCGAUUAAUUGACAUAAUGUUUUACAGGAAUCUACCCUCCACUUGGUCCUCCGUCUCCGUGGUGGUCUCAUCGAGCCAUCUCUCAAGGCCCUUGCCUCCAAGUUCAACUGCGAAAAGAUGAUCUGCAGAAAGUGCUACGUACGUCUUUCGAACUUUCAGCGUUAUCCAGCAGGCCAAUACUAAUUACCAAAUUUAGGCCCGUCUCCCUCCCCGUGCUACCAACUGCAGAAAGAAGAAGUGCGGACACACCAACCAACUCCGCCCAAAGAAGAAGCUCAAGUAAAUGUUUCGCUCUUAUGGCGUUUGGGUUCACAGGGAGAUUGUGGAAGGGAGGAUUGGUGCGCCGAUAUAUCGAUGGAUUAUUUACAUGGCCAGCUCUGUAUUUGAGAACAAUAGCAUGAGGCAAAUGAAGCAAUGAGACGAUUAUUCAGCACACCAAUAAUAAAUAUCUUCAACACAUUUUCAUGUGC
Messenger RNA from Sclerotinia trifoliorum, 1135 nucleotides. The record is from the annotation of a GenBank genome assembly. Lineage: Eukaryota; Fungi; Ascomycota; Leotiomycetes; Helotiales; Sclerotiniaceae.